Molecule: messenger RNA, 2519 nt
Organism: Acipenser ruthenus (sterlet)
Lineage: Eukaryota; Metazoa; Chordata; Actinopteri; Acipenseriformes; Acipenseridae
Gene: dpagt1
Product: dolichyl-phosphate (UDP-N-acetylglucosamine) N-acetylglucosaminephosphotransferase 1 (GlcNAc-1-P transferase)
Exons: 9
Coding region: 691-1917 (408 amino acids)
Biological process (GO): protein N-linked glycosylation; dolichol-linked oligosaccharide biosynthetic process
Cellular component (GO): membrane
Molecular function (GO): UDP-N-acetylglucosamine-dolichyl-phosphate N-acetylglucosaminephosphotransferase activity
Source: RefSeq, a predicted model, not a curated record
GCAGGUCCCAGAAUCCGACGGGGAACAAGGGCGGAGUUUCACUAAGUGCACAGAGGAGGGGAAGCAGGAAAGAGGAAUUAGUUUAUAUUGUAGCGGCUAGUCAUUUGCUUUGAUGUAUGUAAAUAUAUAUAUGAAAUGCUUUUUCUUUUUUUUCUCUAGAAGAUAACAGUUGUCACAACUGUAAUAGGAGUCUUUAAAUACAAAUCGAAAUGUAGAAAUCGACAUUUUGUUUGGCGAGAGACCGCGGUCAAUGAGUUAAACGAGACACUUCGUUUACUUUAAAAUCUACAAACAGAAUAUACGUAUAUAAUAUUAUAACAUAUUUUCUGUGCCAUUCUAUUUUGUUUUAAUUGUUUUAAAUUAAGCUCGACAGCGGUGUCAUACGAUAUGAUUAGAACGAGUAAUAAUCUUAUUUUACGCUUCGUACCAGUAGAAAGCGCGAAUAAUGACAGCGGUGACCACGGUGACAGCGAUGCACCUGCAGUCAAACUUUGACGAGUCUGGAAAACAAACAAGGAACGCACUCGUUUAGGUUAGUCUUAUGAUUGUCCGGUUGUUGUAGUCAGGUUUUGUUUUCUGCGUGUUUUGUUUUGCACACACUGUAUUAACUCACGACCCAUCCGUUGCGUGUUUGUGCGAGGGACCCAUUUCUUGAACUGUGCAUGUUUUUAAUUCCCAAGUCGUCUGAAAAUGUGGACCGUAUCGCCACCCCUUUUCCCCCUGCUCAUAAGCUUCUGUAGCUCGGCCCUGGGCUUUCUAGCGACUCUGAAGCUGAUCCCAGCCUUCAAGGAGCAUUUCAUAUCAGCCAGACUCUCCGGCGUGGAUCUAAACAAAACCACAAAGAAGGAAAUCCCCGAGUCCCAGGGAGUGAUCAGCGGAGCUGUGUUCCUCAUCAUCCUCUUCUGCUUCAUCCCUGUGCCCUUCCUCAGCUGCUUCGUGGAGGAGCAGUGCAAGCUCUUCCCUCAUGACGAGUUUGUGCAGCUGAUUGGCGCCCUCUUGGCGAUCUGCUGCAUGAUCUUCCUGGGCUUCGCGGACGACGUGCUCAACCUGCGCUGGAGGCACAAGCUGCUGCUGCCCACCAUGGCCUCCCUGCCCCUGCUCAUGGUCUACUUCACCAACUUCGGCAACACCACCAUCGUGGUGCCCAAGCCCUUCCGAGCUCUGCUGGGACUGCACCUCGACCUGGGUAUCCUGUACUAUGUGUACAUGGGCAUGCUGGCUGUGUUCUGCACCAACGCUAUCAAUAUCCUGGCCGGGAUCAAUGGGAUCGAGUCGGGCCAGGCGCUCCUCAUAUCCGCCUCCAUCAUCCUCUUCAACCUGCUGGAGCUCAACGGUGAUUACAAGGCCGACCACACUUUCUCUCUCUACUUCAUGAUCCCUUUCUUCUUCACCACUCUGGGGCUGUUCUACCACAACUGGUACCCCUCCUCUGUGUUCGUGGGAGAUACCUUCUGUUACUUUGCAGGGAUGACCUUUGCCGUGGUGGGGAUCCUGGGCCACUUCAGCAAGACCAUGCUGCUGUUCUUCAUCCCUCAGGUGCUGAACUUCCUGUAUUCCCUGCCUCAGCUCUUCCAUGUGGUGCCCUGCCCCCGGCAUCGCCUCCCCAGGCUGGAUCCUGCUACAGGGAAGCUGGGGAUGAGCUACUCCAAGUUUAAGAGCAGGGAUCUGUCCAAGCUGGGAGAGCUGCUACUGAAGGUGGCGUCAGCGCUGCGCGUGGUUGAGGUGCGCCGAGGGCUGGAGGAGGACGGGGAGUUCAUGGAGUGCAACAACCUGACGCUCAUCAACUUCGUGCUGAAGCUGAUCGGACCCACUCACGAGAGGACUCUCACUGUCAUCAUGCUGCUGAUCCAGGUGCUGGGCAGUGCCGUGGCUUUUGGGAUUCGCUACCACCUGGUCAGGCUGUUCUACGACGUUUAACGAAACUCGAAACCCACGGAAAUUUAAAUUCCUGAUUAUGUCUGCACUUAUCUUUUUUUUUUUUUUUUGAUUGAGAGGUGCAGUGUCCCUGUGAGUUUCACACCCUGGUUUAAAUAGGGAAUCCCUGCAAAGAAUCUCUUGUCACCCAGUUACUGAAGAUUGGCUGAUCCCAGUGAAACCAAUAGGAAUGGAAACCAGUGACUCUCAGAUCCCAGUUCUCCACUUCAAGACCUCAGAAUUCAGAAUGGACUGGGGUUUUUUUCCCAGGAGAGAAGGGGGGCUCUGAUUUUACUGCUUGCUGUGUACAGAACAUUUGGAGAUAGUUAUAGAGAAGAAUCUGCUCUGUUCUUGUGGACCUCAAUGAAGACUAGUACAUACUGUGAACACGAUUUAUAUAGAGAGAGAUAUAGAUAUAGAUAUAGAUAUCUCAAAUAAUAAUGUGUUUUAACAAGGUUUCAUCGUGGAUGCUGUGUAGAUUCACAAGCUUUAGCUGUGUGUUCCACGUUCUGAGGAGUCACACAGUGCCGUUUCUCUUUGUAAAGUGAUUAAGGGCAUGUUACCUAGUAUGUGCUACAUGGCAAUAAAACACAGGAAUACCGUGA